UUCGCGGAAGGGCCACCCAGGACCGGAAAUGCCCAUAUUUGGCAGGUCAGGUAAGUCAUUUACCUUGGCCUCCUCCCUCAUUCAACGCGCAGACUGAGAUAAUCCCCCGCUCCAACUUUUCUCAUUUUUCUGUCGUCGCCACCAAGGAAAAAGGCGACCAUGACUCAAGUGAAAAGCUGCGUGAAGAUUAGCUUGAUUGUGUCCAACGUUUUCUUCGCAAUUGUAGGGGGCGCCAUUAUCUGCCUGGCGCUGCUGGUGGAGGCGGUCACACGCUCCAAUGAUGCAUCGCUCGAGGGCCGCUACACCGGCCUGAUCUUGCUGUAUGUGGUGGGCACUGUUACUAUGGCAAUCGCCGCCGUGGGCGCGUACGGCGCGCACCGCCAGAGUCUACCCGCGCUCAUCGUGUUCCUGGUGUGUAUGGUGAUUGGCACACUGAUGAUGUUGCGCGUUGGCAUCUCCCUGGCGGCCGUGCGUCCCGAGUUGGAGGGCGUGAUGUCGGACAAGUUUCGCCAGCUGCUGCCGUUGGACGAAGCCAACGAGAAGACCAAGAAAAUCACCAACGUCAUUCAGGAAACGCUGCAGUGCUGCGGCGUGUUCAGCUCGGACGACUGGCGCCAGGAGCUUCCGGACUCGUGCUUGUGCGACGAGCCGGCGGAGGGCAAAUGUCGCGACGUCGGUUACAACUUCAUGAUGCUCCAGAUGAAGAAGUCCGUCUUCCGCCAGCCGUGCUUCCCAAUCAUGGUCCACUUCGUCCUCUUGACCUUUGACAUCGUGAUGGGGAUGGCCUUCGUGUUGGCCACCUUGGCGCUGCUGGGUCUGACGCUGUCGUCAGUCCUCAUCAGUCAGUUGCAUGCGGGCGCGCGCCCUGCCGUGCUGCUGGUGCCCGCCCUCUUCAAGCCGGCGCCCCCCAAGUACCAGGAGCUGCGGGACGCGCCCAUGUAGUAGGGCGCGGCGCCACCCUCUGCUCGGAGGCUGUCGCUGCAGUGUUCCUCUGCUGUUUGUUACGAAUAAAACCGCACUCCCGCUUUCUGUCACUUUUAAUAUUUGCAAAGACGACUAACUCAAGUUGAAAGUCGUGUUGCGUCCCAAAUAAAAACCACCACUGUGACAACAUUCAAGAUUUGUUGAGUCGAUCCCAGUCAAGCACUCGCCUUACUUGUCCGAGCAUCCUUGUAUCCUGGUCAUUUGUGUUGCCAUUUUUUUCGGGCGUGAGAAUUGUCACUUGGCCGGCCAUUUCUUUGUCUGCCAAAGUACACAUUACACAGAUGACUUCUUUGAUAAGCAUUUAUUGAACAAAAGUUAAUUGUAUCAAAUCAAACGAAGCUCAUUACAGAGUCAACAUGCACAGUUACUUUUGCGCUCACAUGUUAAACAUGAGGAAUGUUUCCUCACGGCUUCAACCUCAGCACGCCGCCAUCUUACAAUGAAGCCACCACCACCACCACCACCAUGAACACGCAUCAAACGGGAAGUGAUGUCAUGUGGCCGUCAACUCCCAAUUAGACAGGAAACGCUCGCAUGUUUCCUGCUACUUGGACUCUCUCAACUUCCCCUCAUCCUUAGCGGACCACAGACGUGUGCGUGCGUUAGCCAGACGAGCAGCAUCCCCCGGUGGGCGUGGCCUGGGGCUCGUCGUCAACAAUCUGUACGCCUCGCCGACCGGAUACCGAUUGGCCGCCGACGUUUCCUUUCGACCGCUCCUCGGCCUGGGCCGCCUCCAUCAUUCCUGCGUGAACGCACGUCACGUGACCCGUCGCCACGACUCACAUGCACACGACGACUCACAACACGUCCAUUUCGUACACAUGAUUUGGUUGCCCCGUGUGUGCCGUCAAAGUUGAACGUAAUCAAUGAGAGCGAAGGAAAAAUGCCUUCUUACUUUUACACAAGUCCAAGUAGAGCUCCUCGAUGCCUUUGUUGAGCUUGGCGGACGUCUGGUAGUGUUUGGCCCCCACCGACGUCGCGUAACUAUGACGACAACAAACGCGUGAAGACGACGACGCACGGGCUGCGGCCGCAACGAUGUCAGCGCUCACCUUUCCGCCUCCUCCGUAGAGACGUUCCUGUCUUUGUCCAAAUCGAUUUUAUUACCUGCGCGACAUUUUGGUGAAGUCAGAGGUUAAAAAAAAACAAAAAACUUUCCGGGUCCGGGAGACCUUUUUUCUGGGGACCCCCAUAAUCCGAACACCAAUGAAACGUAGCCAAGCCAUUCGAACUAAACAAUUUCAUAUUUUCAGGAAAAAAGCUUGUAAUAUUACAACUGUAAAGAAUAAUAUUCCCACUUGGCACUAAUUGUACAAAUGUUGCAAUAUUGAAUACUGAAGCAUAAUUAGACUAUUUAUUGCUUUGCACUGACCAACAUGCAACAUUGAAUACUUAGUUUGGAUUGAGAUCUUUUAAUAACGCAUCAGUUCUGCUCUUUGUAUUUUGGUUUUUGCGACAUUCUUAAUACACGAGUAUGUGUGUGAAUAUUUCUCCUGUGACAAUUUCAUUUCCCCUCACAGGAUGAAUAAAGCAUCCAUGUA
Phycodurus eques (leafy seadragon) is the source of this 2525-nucleotide messenger RNA. RefSeq names its product tetraspanin-8-like. The transcript is spliced from 9 exons. Bases 160 to 942 code for a protein of 260 amino acids. NCBI's taxonomy places the organism in Eukaryota, Metazoa, Chordata, Actinopteri, Syngnathiformes, Syngnathidae. The record is from RefSeq and is a predicted model, not a curated record. Gene Ontology annotation, cellular component: membrane.